AUGGGAAUCUUGUCACGCAGCCCAACUAGUAGUAGGAGAUCAGAAGACAAUGGCAUGAAGCUUCUUGCAACUGCUUCCUUUGCUGUAGCUUUUGGCAUUCUCCUUGGACUCUCUUUUCCAUCUUUCUGGAUCACUCAGAUAUGGAUUCCUUCAAAUCCUAGAGGCGCUGAGAGAUUACCACCCGGAAUUAUUGCAUCUGAAUCAGACUUGUACUUGCGCAGAUUGUGGGGAAACCCUGAAGAAUUUUCAGACAACUUUACGAUUGUUCUGUUUCAUUACGAUGGGAUUACAAGCGAGUGGAAUGAUGAAUUUGAGUGGUCGAAGAAUGCAAUACACAUCAGUGUCUUGAAGCAGACUAAAUGGUGGUAUGCAAAGAGAUUCUUGCACCCUAACAUUGUAGCGCGAUACGAUUAUAUAUUCAUAUGGGAUGAAGAUCUUGGAGUAGAUCACUUUGACGCAGAAGAAUACUUACACAUGGUCAAAAAGCAUGGCCUUGAGAUUUCACAGCCUAGUUUGGACCCAGAGAAAGGGGUUACAUGGGAGAUCACUAAAAGAAGAGAACAUAUUGAAGUCCACAAGGAAACAGCUGAGAAAAUAGAAUGGUGCUCUGAUCCUCCUCGGCCUCCAUGUGCUGGAUUUGUGGAGAUAAUGGCUCCUGUGUUCUCAAGAGAUGCAUGGCGCUGCGUGUGGCAUUUGAUCCAGAAUGAUUUAGUUCACGGAUGGGGUCUUGACUUUGCACUCAGAAGAUGUGUUCAGGAGCCUGCAUAUGAGAAGAUAGGAAUAGUAGACUCUCAGUGGAUCGUUCACCAAUUUAUCCCUUCACUUGGCAGCCAGGGAAAGGCAGAAGAAGGAAAAUCUCCAUGGCAAGGGGUGAGAGAUAGAUGCCAUGUAGAAUGGAAAAUGUUCGAGAGCAGAGUGGAUAACGCGGAGAAGGAUUAUUUCAAAUCGUUACAAGUUCAAAGCCCAUCCAAUUCAACCACCUUUUGA
Microthlaspi erraticum is the source of this 987-nucleotide messenger RNA. Lineage: Eukaryota; Viridiplantae; Streptophyta; Magnoliopsida; Brassicales; Brassicaceae. The record is from the annotation of a GenBank genome assembly.